CCGUACGUUGUCUCCCGCAACGACUCGCACUCGUUUCGCGUGCGACACCUCGUCAUCAGUAAUGGAGAAGAUGUACACGCCUCUCAUCUUACGUCCUAUGCUGACAGUAACUUCGAGGUUACAGACAAGCUUCUGAAGUAUGUUGCUGCGCAGAGUAUUACCUUAAAAGUUGCUAGACUUACCGAU
This is a messenger RNA of Phytophthora sojae, 186 nucleotides long. RefSeq lists its product as hypothetical. The record is from RefSeq and is a predicted model, not a curated record. The annotation marks the transcript as partial. The transcript has a single exon. NCBI's taxonomy places the organism in Eukaryota, Oomycota, Peronosporomycetes, Peronosporales, Peronosporaceae.